GUAGCGCAGGGUAGCCGAUAAAAGAAGACGAAGCUGCAUCUUAUCUGCAACACUCUGGAUCCACUUCGCUAGUAAUAAGAGAAGAGAGAGAGAGAGAGAGAGAGAGGAGAAUGUUGAGUCUCUCAGUUGCUUCACCUUCUUCUUCAACCAUUUCCUUUCUCCCAAAGCCAUUCAAUGGCAUUCAGCUCCGUCGCACUGCCACAUGCUCCAUCCCACCCACGAAGCGCAGCUCAUUUGUGCCGGUGGUGGUGAUGUCUAAGAGGACGGAGGAAUUGAAGGAAAUUAGACAAAUGACUACGGAACGAAUUAACGAAGAGGUUGUCGACCUUAAGGGCGAGCUUGUCAUGCUUCGCCUUCAGAAAUCGGCUCGCAACGAGUUCAAGUCCAGCGAUUUCGGUCGCAUGCGCAAGAGGAUUGCUCGCAUGCUUACUGUGAAGCGGGAAAGAGAAAUUGAGGAGGGUAUCAAUAAGAGGUUGUCUAGAAAGCUUGAUAAAAAAUGGAAGAAAAGCAUUGUUGUAAGACCACCUCCGUCUUUAAAGAAGCUUCGGGAGGAAGAAGCAGCAGCAGAAGCUGCAGAAACUGAAAAAGCUGCAUGAGCUUACACAUAAAUAUGCAAGUUACAGAGUUCAAUGGUUUAAAUGGAUGUGGUUGUCACGUGUAUAAUAUUAUCUUAAUGGUAGUAAUUUAUGUUUGUUCCUGCCCGAAGGUUCAUGCCUUUUAUUUUGUGACAAAAGAUACAUGAUUCACAUCCUUCAAAUUAGGUAAAACAUUUUUUUUUAAAUUCAAA
This is a messenger RNA of Glycine soja, 787 nucleotides long. RefSeq names its product 50S ribosomal protein L29, chloroplastic-like. Gene Ontology annotation, biological process: translation. Gene Ontology annotation, cellular component: chloroplast; ribosome. The transcript is spliced from 3 exons. The record is from RefSeq and is a predicted model, not a curated record. Lineage: Eukaryota; Viridiplantae; Streptophyta; Magnoliopsida; Fabales; Fabaceae. The coding region runs from base 111 to 596 and encodes 161 amino acids. Gene Ontology annotation, molecular function: structural constituent of ribosome.